AUGCCUGCAAUUGAAAACAGAAAUAUGGACGAUGCUGCCAGAUCCACUACCCGCUCAGAUUCCCCGACGUUAGCCUUGUUCAGUGUUCACGAGGACCUCGAGAGCAUUGCAGGGGUUCACGAAGACCCCCAAAGCAUUUCACGAAGACCCCAAAAGCAUUACAGGGGUUCACGACCCCCCCCCCAAAGCAUUGUUCACGAAGACCCAUUGCAGGGGUUCACGAAGACCCCAAAGCAUUACAGGGUUCACAAAGACCCCCCAGGGGUUGAAGACCAAAGCAUUGCAGACCCCCCAAAGCAUUGCAGGGUUGAAGACCCCCAAACAUUGCAGGGGUUUUGUUCACGAAGACCCCAAAGCAUUGCAGGGUUUGCAGGGGUUCACGAAGACCCCAAAGCAUUGCAGGGGUUCACCAAGACCCCAAAGCAUUGCAGGGUUCACCAAGACCCCCAAAGCAUUGCAGGGUUCACCAAGACCCCAAAGCAUUGCAGGGUUCAGACCCCCAAAGCAUUGCAGGGGUUCACCAAGACCCCCAAAGCAUUGCAGGGGUUCACCAAGACCCCCAAAGCAUUGCAGGGGUUCACCAAGACCCCCAAAGCAGGGGUUCACCAAGCACACCAAGACCCCCAAAGCAUUGCAGGGUUCACCAAGACCCCAAAGCCUUGCAGGGGUUCACGAAGACCCCCAAAGCAUUGCAGGGGUUCACGAAGACCCCCAAAGCAUUGCAGGGGUUCACGAAGACCCCAAAGCAUUGCAGGGGUUCACGAAGACCCCCAAAGCAUUGCAGGGGUUCACGAAGACCCCAAAAGCAUUGCAUUCACUUCACACGAAGACCCCCAAAGCAUUGCAGGGGUUCACGAAGACCAAAGCAUUGCAGGGGUUCACGAAGACCCCAAAGCAUUGCAGGGUUCACGAAGACCCCCAAAGCAUUGCAGGGGUUCAUUGCCAUUGCAGGGGUUCACGAAGACCCCAAAGCAUUGCAGGGGUUCGACCCCCAAAGCAUUGCAGGGUUCGCGAAGACCCCAAAGCAUUGCAGGGGUUCGCGAAGACCACCAAAGCAUUGCAGGAGUUCACGAAGACCCACAAAGCAUUGCAGGGUUCACAAAGACCCCAUUACAGGGGAAGACCCCCAAUGCAUUACAGGGUUCACGAAGACCCCAAAGCAUUGUUACAGGGGGAAGUUUCCGAAGACCCCCAAACAUUACAGGGGUUCCCGAAGACCCGCAUUGCAGGGGUUCACGAAGACCCUUAAAGCAUUACAGAGGUUUACGAAGACCCCCAAAGCAUUGCAGGGGUUCAUGA
Messenger RNA from Penaeus vannamei (Pacific white shrimp), 1299 nucleotides. Lineage: Eukaryota; Metazoa; Arthropoda; Malacostraca; Decapoda; Penaeidae. The record is from RefSeq and is a predicted model, not a curated record.